Messenger RNA from Alternaria ventricosa, 567 nucleotides. RefSeq lists its product as uncharacterized. Bases 1 to 567 code for a protein of 188 amino acids. The record is from RefSeq and is a predicted model, not a curated record. The transcript has a single exon. Lineage: Eukaryota; Fungi; Ascomycota; Dothideomycetes; Pleosporales; Pleosporaceae.
AUGAAGCUGUCUUCUGCUGACACGGACAUUAGCGGCUUCAGCAAUACAGACAUUGCCUUUGCCUGGUGCGAGUCAUCGUUCUCCACGCCUAUCACUGCAUACCCCACCGAAUGGUUCGAGUCCAGAAGCGAGAUCGUGACCCAAACGGAUAACGCCACGGUUCUUAGCAGUGGGAUCGCGUCCGUAGGGCCUAUGGCAGCCUACUGGCAGGAAGCAGAUCUCUCGAAAUUCGAUCCCAACUAUGCGGCUAUACUCGCAUCGAAAUUUGAUCUUGACUUUACUCCGACAGCUAUAGCCACAGCCGAUGGCACAGCCGAAACAGCGUCUCCGCCAGAUCGAAGUCAGUUCCCAUCAGCGACGUCGUCGCUCGAGAUGGACCCUGAAGAAGCUACCGGUCUCAGUAGCGGCGCUAAAGCAGGCAUUGGCGUUGGGGUAGCCUUCGGAGUAGUAUUACUGUGCGCCACUGGUUUCUUACUUCACAGGAGACGCGUUCGGAAGGUGAAGCUCGAUAGCAAAUCUGCUUUACAAAACGAGCAGCCUGAAUUGGUUCAGACACACACCGCAUAG